CCUAGGUCCGUUAUUGAUAGGGGAAAGCCGGCUUAAUCUUCACACGCUUUUGUCUGAACGCAAAAUUUCAAAGCCGAAAGGUUAGUUAGGAGGAGCAUCUGGUCUGCAUUUCAUGGAUAGUGGACUAUCGGGACAGCAAGCCUCUUCUGAGGCGGCUGCACGUGAACUGCUUAUUGACAUCUCCAACUCUUUGCCAGAAAGAGCUUCCAAUUCAGAACCCGCUGAAAAUUCAAACACGGUUCCUGCUGCUGACCCAGUGAUUAACGGGGAUGGGGCUGAUGUACUCAGGUCUAUGCUAAUUGCAAUUUCGUACGACAGUUCUCCAGAUGAUGGCCGUAUUUGUAAUGGUCAUGGAUGACCGGUAUGGUGCGCGCCAAUGCUUGCUAUGGAAAACUUUGAAUAAGGGAUUGCCUUUUCUGCUGUUAAAUUUGAUCAUUGUUACAGUUGACUUCUAAGUCUUGUGCUCUACUCUAGUCAAGCAGGCCAGAAAGGGGAAGACCAAAUUGUAUUUUUAAACUUUGUUUUUUUCUCUCUUGGAGUGUAUGUAUUAUUGUUCCAUUUUACUUCCUUCUCAGUGACACCCCAAGUGCAGGAAGAUCAUGUGUGAACCCUUAGUUUGGGGUUGUAUUAAGUUUUCUUGCACUCCUGUUUAUUUCAAACCUUGAACCAAUCAAACACAAUUUGUGUUGCACCUCUAUACUUUUUGAGGCAUAAAUAUAUGACCUUUGUACCA
Molecule: messenger RNA, 733 nt
Organism: Cuscuta campestris
Lineage: Eukaryota; Viridiplantae; Streptophyta; Magnoliopsida; Solanales; Convolvulaceae
Source: the annotation of a GenBank genome assembly